Molecule: messenger RNA, 1969 nt
Organism: Trichechus manatus latirostris (Florida manatee)
Lineage: Eukaryota; Metazoa; Chordata; Mammalia; Sirenia; Trichechidae
Gene: SLC25A11
Product: solute carrier family 25 member 11
Exons: 8
Coding region: 222-1166 (314 amino acids)
Biological process (GO): transmembrane transport
Molecular function (GO): transmembrane transporter activity
Source: RefSeq, a predicted model, not a curated record
CUCUUUCCCCACCCAUCCUUCAAGCUCCUCCUUCGACAUCGCCUUACUCCCGGUUUCCUUUGCGCUGCGCGCCUGCGCCAAUUUCCAGCGGGUGCGGGACCCGUGAGUCGGGGAGGGGUGUGCGCGCGCGCCCUCGCCCCUGUUGCGCGCGCGGUGUCACCUUGGGCGCGAGCGGGGCCGCGCGCGCACGGGACCGGGAGUCGAGGGAGCAUUGAGUGGAGAUGGCGGCCGCGGCGAGUCCCGGGGCCAGCGUGAUGGACGGGAAGCCCCGUACCUCCCCUAAGUCUGUCAAGUUCCUGUUUGGGGGCCUGGCCGGGAUGGGAGCUACGGUUUUCGUGCAGCCCUUGGACCUGGUGAAGAACCGGAUGCAGCUGAGCGGGGAAGGAGCAAAGACGAAGGAGUACAAAACCAGCUUCCAUGCCCUCAGCAGCAUCCUGAAGGCAGAAGGACUGAGAGGCAUUUACACCGGGCUAUCAGCUGGCCUGCUUCGCCAGGCCACCUACACCACCACUCGCCUUGGCAUCUACACCGUGCUUUUUGAGCGCCUGACCGGGGCGGAUGGCACACCCCCUGGAUUUCUGCUGAAGGCCGUGAUUGGCAUGACUGCAGGUGCAACUGGUGCCUUUGUGGGCACACCAGCCGAGGUGGCUCUCAUCCGCAUGACUGCUGAUGGCAGGCUUCCGCCUGACCGGCGCCGUGGCUACAAAAACGUGUUCAAUGCCCUGAUUCGAAUCGCCCGGGAGGAGGGGGUCCUCACGCUGUGGCGGGGCUGCGUCCCUACCAUGGCCCGGGCUGUUGUCGUCAAUGCUGCCCAGCUUGCCUCCUACUCCCAAUCCAAGCAGUUCUUGCUGGACUCAGGGUACUUCUCUGACAACAUCCUGUGCCACUUCUGUGCCAGCAUGAUUAGCGGCCUCGUCACUACUGCUGCCUCCAUGCCCGUGGACAUUGUCAAGACUCGGAUCCAAAACAUGCGAACGAUUGACGGGAAACCGGAAUACAAGAACGGGCUGGAUGUGCUGGUGAAGGUCAUCCGCUACGAGGGUUUCUUCAGCCUGUGGAAGGGUUUCACGCCGUACUAUGCCCGCCUGGGUCCCCACACUGUCCUCACCUUCAUCUUCUUGGAGCAGAUGAACAAGGCCUACAAGCGGCUCUUCCUCAGUGGCUGAGGAACUCGCAUAGUUGAUCUGCCCCCGAGGGAUCUGGACUCUGCUGCCCUGGGCCCCUGUAUUUAUUUUCCUCCACAGUGUGUGGUUUGUUCUUUUGCCAUAAAGGACUUUGGUCUGUUCUACCCCUGCUCCACUUUGCCCUGCUUGUCCUGAUCCUCAUGACCUCUCUGAGGAUAUCUUGCUUCCUCUUGGGUAUUAGUUUCAGGACAGCAGAAGGCGUCCUUCUCGGUGGAGAUGCCUAGGCGGAGCUGAGGGGACAGGAGAGAGCAGAAGCUACCCACAGUGGUCAGAGGGGUCGCAGUGGGAAGAUGUGGCCCUCCCUCCUUCCAUCUCAUUGAGGGCUUAUUCAAUAAACUGGAUUGAUGAUACCACCCCCAAAUCUGGAGCAUUGUAGGGGCCAGGAGGGGGAGGAGACUGGACAGGGAAGCUGGUGCCUCUGGAGAACAGGAACUGGAGUUUUUCAGAAAAACCAUUAAAGAAAAAGCACCUGCUGGUAUUAUGCAAAUGCUGUGUAAAUCAGCCAGGUCACAGAAGCUGAUAGGGUGAGGAAACUGAAACCUACAGGCACUAUGUGAUGCUUCCCAGCUUUUUGCGCAAGAAUGUGGCAGACAAGUUCAAGUCAUCUCACUUAAUCCCUGCAAAAGUCUCUGGGGUCUGAUGUCUGUUUCUGCAGCCUAACGGGGGAGGGAGUAAUGAGACUGAGAGGGGAACAGAAUUUUGAGGGUUGGAGCCUUUGGAGGAUGAGGGGAUAGGGCUUGGGGUGAGCAUAGGAGCCAGGCUCCCACAGCCUGGAGGCUUGAGGA